Molecule: messenger RNA, 2656 nt
Organism: Maylandia zebra (zebra mbuna)
Lineage: Eukaryota; Metazoa; Chordata; Actinopteri; Cichliformes; Cichlidae
Source: RefSeq, a predicted model, not a curated record
AUUGCUCUCAAUGUCUCCGGAAAAGGCGACAGCCUGGCUUCCUGGGACGGUGUCCUCGAUUUACCAGAACAGAAGCUCAUUCAUAACCGGAGUCAGCAGCUGAUCGAUCCACUGGGUUUGGCUGAGGAAGAGAGGAGUGAAAUGGUGUCCGACGUUGAGUCAGUCAUCACUUUCUACUGCAAGUCGCGUAACAUCACUUUCACCCCUGAGCUCAGCUGGCCGCACCUGCUCAAACCGCUGCUGGGGCUUCAUCUACCCCGGAGCGACCUCUACAACUGCUUCUAUGCUAUCAUGAACAAAUACAUCCCUCGGGACUGUGUGCCCAAAGGCCGACCCUUCCACCUGUACAGACUACUGCUGCAGUAUCACGAGCCAGAGCUGUGCUCGUUCUUGGACACCAAAAAGAUCACACCAGACUCCUAUGCCAUCAACUGGCUGGGUAGUCUGUUUUCAAGCCACUGCCUUCCUGAAGUUACCCAGACAUUGUGGGACUCGUACCUCCAGCAGGCAGACCCUUUUCUCAUCUUCUUUCUCAUGCUUAUCAUCCUCGUCAAUGCCAAAGAGACCAUACUUACACAAGAGGGAGAAAGCAAAGAGGACAUUAUCAAAAUGCUGGAAGCGUCUCCUUCUCUCCUGGAGUCUGAGGACAUUGAAGACUUGUUUUCACUGGCCCAGUAUUACCAGAGCAAAACCCCUCUGUCGCUCAGAAAGAUGAAUCAGAAUCUGUUUGGUAGCAGUUUGGUGGCUCUCAAAGAGGAGGACACUGACCUCAGUCAGGCAUUGUGCCUCCCUGUGUCUGUCCCUGAAAUCCUGCAGGCAAACCAGCUGCAGCAGGAUGGGGUACGUUUCUUCGUGGUGGAUUGCCGGCCUGCAGAGCAGUACAAUGCUGGCCAUCUGUCCACAGCCUUCCACCUGGACUCAGACCUGAUGCUCCAGAACCCAUCUGAGUUUGCACUCUCUGUGAAGUCCCUCCUGGAGACACAGAAGCAGUCUUUAGAGUCGGGGUCCAUCGCCAGCGGAGAGCACCUGUGCUUCAUGGGCAGCGGGAGAGAAGAGGAAGACAUGUACAUGAACAUGGUGUUGGCACAUUUCCUGCAGAAAAACAAAGAGUAUGUCAGCAUCGCAAAAGGAGGUUUUAUGGCUCUUCAGCAGCACCUGGUAGACAUGAACGUCGAGGGGCUUGACUCCUCGUACGUCCACUGGAUCGUCAGCACAUCUGGAUCUCACAGCAGCCUCAGCUCAGCUGAUGGAGAGUCUCUGAGCGGCCCUGGAGACAGCAAAGGUGUGAAGUCCCUGGUCAACAAAAUGACAUUUGCUCUCAAGUCCAAGUCGGUCAAUGUUAAGGAGAAGAUGAUCAGCUUCAUUGAGAAUACCUCUGCCCCCGUCGACAGGCAUGUGAGCAGCAGCGACCGCGUCGGCAAACCUUACCGGGGAGUGAAGCCUGUGUUCAGUAUUGCUGAUGAAGAAGAGUACGAUACAGAUGAGAUAGACAGUUCCUCCAUAUCUGAUGAUGACCGGAAGGAGAUUGUCAACAUUCAGACCUGGAUAAACAAACCUGAUGUAAAACAUCAUAUUCCAUGUAACGAGGUGAAAGAAACGGGUCACAUGUUCCCCAGUCAUUUGUUGAUCACAGCCACUCACAUGUACUGCCUGAGGGAGAUCGCCACAAGGAAGGGCUUUGCUUACAUCCAGUCCAGACAAGCGCUGAACUCAGUGGUGAAGAUCACAUCCAAAAAGAAGCACCCAGAGCUGAUCACGUUCAAGUUUGGAACCAACAAUUCAGCUGGAGUGGAGAUUUCAGUGGUUGAGAGAUAUUUGAUUCCCAAUGCGGGCGAUGCCACGAAGGUCAUCAAGCAGCAGAUCAUGAAAGUCCUGGAUGCCCUGGAGAGCUCAUAAAUGGUGGUGGUGAGCUCGUUUUGGGAGAUUAAUACAAACUGUAGGAAGAGGCUCCGCCGGUGAAAUCUACUCUCCCUCCUGGACAGAUCCCAGUGCAGUGUUGACUGUGAAGCCCCGUGUGUCUGUCUUUGGGACAUGUGGGCACACUGCUGACUGCAGACCUGUGAGCCAGGCUGCGAGUGUUGAAAUAUUUAGGUGCUCCGCUGUCAUCCAACCAUUAUAUUAUACUUAUUUAAAAAGAAAUAUUGGUUGUAGUGUAUGUUCUUCUCUACUGUUAGUAUAAAAGGGGAUCUCAUUACAGAGGAGCUCCACUCUGAUGAGUUCCCGCUGGCCUUAACGUAGCGUACUGACCGACCAGUGGCGAACUUCUUUCAUCCACACGUGACUGACCUUUUCUUUUCCACCUGAGCAUUUUGAUGAUGACCUAUUCUUUUGAUGUGAGCAGUAUUGAGUUUCUCGUAACAUGUUGCGUAGAUUUAACGAUCAUCUGGUCAGCAUGAGUCAGCCAGCUCGGACAUAACGAUGCACACCCCCACCCCAGAAAAGCAGUACUGGCACAUGAAGCAGAUUUCCUACUGCAGUAACUGUUUUUGAUAACUUUACUUUUCCAGCAGGCAGCCUUAAAUAUAAACUAUUUGGCGGUUAGUUUAUAAAUAUGUAAUGUGUAUAUAUAUAUAUUGUGUAAACUGCUCUGUAUACAGACCUUUGCAAUGUCAUUUUGAAAGCAUAUCCUGAGAGAAUAUGCAGUGAAACUUGUAAA